Messenger RNA from Zasmidium cellare ATCC 36951, 948 nucleotides. RefSeq lists its product as uncharacterized. The record is from RefSeq and is a predicted model, not a curated record. The coding region runs from base 1 to 948 and encodes 315 amino acids. The transcript has a single exon. NCBI's taxonomy places the organism in Eukaryota, Fungi, Ascomycota, Dothideomycetes, Mycosphaerellales, Mycosphaerellaceae.
AUGGAGGAACAAGCUACGGAUGUCCAGAAUGCUGUAGGUAAUGCAGAUGAGGACGCCACGCGAGACCGAGCGCCGGACUCUCAUGUGGCAGCAGAUGAGAUGAUGAAAGACGGGGAUACCGAGCUCCCCUCUGAAGACGAGGAUCUGGCAGAUCGUCACCCUGGAGUGCCCCGGGCGUCUGAUUCGCACUCUUCCGCCGGAUAUCCGACAGGCAAUCUUACCGACGAGGACCGCAUUGUGGCCGCCUGUUCUGAUCCAGAUCGCCACUUGCUCAGCGAUCCAGAACAGGGAGCAGACAUCAUCAAGUACUCCAAAUCGUGCAUUGUCAAAUUCGGCAACGUCUCGGCCAGCGAAGCAAUGAACCAACAACUUGCACACAGAAUCCUCGAUCCGAGCAUCGUCCGUGUUCCCGAGGUGCAUCACCACUUCACGCGAGACUCUGACGGAUAUCUGGUAAUGCAAUACAUCGACGGUGCUCCUUGCGGUAGUCAAGUUGCCCGAGAGAACGUUGAAAAGAUCGCGGCUGCAAUCAAGCACCUGUGGAGUCAGAGCGACCUGCCUGUGCAAGCGCCAGGCCCAAUUGGCGGUGGUAUGACACAAGGAAUGCUUUGGGAGAAUGAAGAGAUCGAAAUCGAAGAUUUGCAAGAUCUUGAGAAGUAUUGGAACGACAGGCUUCUGGGUCAGAUGGACCACGUGCGGUUCGAGAGCAGUCAGCUAGCCUUUGUUCACUGCGACGUGGCACCUCGCAACAUCAUCUGGAGCAAAGACGGCAUACCGACUUUGCUAGACUGGGCUCAUGCGGGCAUAUAUCCGAGAUCUUUUGAGCGCGCCACACUAAGUCUGAACACGCAGCAAGGCACGAAGGUGGAUUUUUCAGACUCCCUGGCUGAGCUGCUCCCACUAAGUGAGGAAGAGGAAGCCCAAGUGCAGCAGGUGCUACUAGGCUAG